AUGUCGGAGACGUGGAAUAAAGUGUGUCAACUAUGCAAAUAUUUCAAAGAAUGGAUCUCUUGCAAGAGCACUGAAGACAAUAUCGAAGACACGACAACGGCACAAAACGAAGAAGAAAGGAGAUGGAUCCUCAUAUUGAGCAACCCGUUGUACAUAACCCUCGAAUGGUUGUGGGAGAUUGAUUCGAAUACCCGAAAUCAGCCGAAUGCGAAUGGGACAUCGGAGAUGGAGGCAGUUGAGAAAGAAGAAAAGCCUAAUGAGCCGAAUGCCAAUAAGAAAUCGGAUGAGAAGGCAGAUGAGAAAGCGAAUGAGACAUCGGAGAUGAAGGCAGAUAAGCAAAGAAUAAAGCGUAAAGAAACUACAUUGUCUGGCAUUAUUGAGGCAUCCCUCCGUGACUCACUCCUGUUAGAGAAAAUCGCCGCGUACAAGUAUCAUCAAUACAGUCGAGACGACUACAUGAAUUGCGCGAGAGACCUUGAGAAAUUGGCCGUAGAUAUCGUUGCCAAAAUAGGUCCUUCCCAACUGAAACCGCUUCACCUCAUCAUGGAUAUCGAGGGCACAGGAUGUUUAUUGAAUGAGAAAAAGCCUGACAAUUUCAUGCCGAGUGUGAGCCUGGUGAGGUUCGGCGUGGAGAAACAACGAAAGUUGGUAAGUUAAGAAGUCAAGUUCAUUUUUGCUCAUUGCCUUAAAACAGUGAGCUUUAUUGAUUACAGAAUUACUUAAAUAACCUUGGCAAGGCGAAAAGGUCAGACCAAAAAAAAAUUAAAAGAAUGAAUAGCUGUAAGUGUAUUUAUCCAUAACUUUACAUGUAUAUCUCAAUAUUUUCUUAUUUUAUAAAUUUCCUGUCUGCUUUAUUCGUGAAAUAUUACAACCUUUAAUUCAUAAGUAACCAAGAAUUAAACCCAAAGUCAGACUCAAACACGAAGCCGGAAAUCUUCGUCAAUUCUCAGAAUCCAAUUUAUUAUUUACUUAGUCUGUCAGCAGUUCAUUCAACGUCAAACGCUGAUUCUCCAGAGUUCGAAGGUUCGAGGCAAACCUUUCAUUUUCUUUGCGGAUUUCUUCUUAAUGGUAAUCUGUAAUUUGAACUGAUAUCGAACACGAUGUCUUGCAAAAUUAAGUUCUCCGUUUCCAGCUUAGGAUCAGUUCUGUACUUAGCAAAUCAUUAUUUAUAGCUAUUUAUCACGGCAUACAUAGAUCAGACAUUUUUUGUUUUCAUUUAUCUGUGCCGGGUCUAAUUCCGUCACGAACGACAAAAAAGGAUCUUUCAUUUAUCUAGCUCUCAAUCUAUAGCUUCGUGCCUAACUUCAUCUAAAUGUAGCCCUCUUUAGCAGUUUCUAACUGUCUAUCAUGAAAAUCAGUUAUUUAACGGUGUCACUUAUUUUAUUGUGGCACAGUUUGUGGCGAGCUACAACUGCCAGUAUGUACUCAACGAGGUGAUCAACCGUGGAUGGUGGGACUGGAAAGAUGAAGGUUUUGUCGUAAAGAGCAUUUGGUUCCUUUUUCAUUUUAUCUUCUCACUCGUGAUGAGCAUCCUUAUCUACUGAUAAAACUGUUGAACGAAUACUGCGGUGCAUCCUCCUGCUGUUCAUGCUGGAAAUUGAGGAAAUUUUUCGAACAUCCUUACUCCAAGUUCAUCAACCAUCUCAUGUCAUACUUGACAUUUCUAUGCACGAUCAUUACCUCUUCCUUCCCGAGUGUAUACAGCAGAACCAGCUCAGGCCACUCGAUGUUACCACUUGGUAAGUUAUACACGUCAUAUUCUGUAUAUUCAAUAUAUUCUUAUGAUUGAUUCAUUUCCGCAGUACAUAUGACCUUGAGUUGGAUAAAGUAAUCACUUUUGACCAUAAGUCUCCGAAUGCAUGUCACUUGUACUCUCAGUAAACCGAUAUCAAAAAUAACAAAUAUCUUACCCGUUUUCUCGUUCCGUACUCUACGUUGCAGACCGAUUAUUUUCCUCCGUUUAUUUACGGCCCGUGUGUUACGCAAUUGGGUCAUAAAUCCGAGCGCUGAAAAAACGACGUUCUGUAACUUACAGUACGGACCAAGAAAACGGACUUUCUAAGAUAUUUAAUAUGUCUCUUUUGGCAAACAAAACCACCUUUCUGAGCGAGUCUUACAGUGGAAUACGGCCCGCCAAAUUGAUCAAUCACACCGCACGUAGUAAUUGAGAGAUUUUGAUGAAGAUGAUAAUAAUAGCCAUUAUAAUUAUGAUAAUGAUAGUAAUAAUUUUAGUAGUGAUUACUAUAUACUAAAACAGUGGAUGUAAAAUUAGUCAACAAAAUUAUGUUACAAAAUGACGUCACGAAUUUUGUUACGAAAUUGUGUCUCGAAUAAUUAAAACACUGUGAGAGGAAAUAAUAACAAUUCCACUUUAAAGUGAACACAGCGAAAUCAAAUCCAUCAACGGCUAAAAAUUCAAAAACAGAGAUAACCGCCAGUGUUUUUAAUGUAGGUCCAGAGUUGGAUUCUCUAAGUUAAUUUAUACAGCCUUUUUUGUCUUGAUUUGAGAGUAAAAGGAGACAGAAUUCACUUUCCAAUAAGCAAUUCAUCAUAAGAAUUGAGUGCUAAACUCAGCCGGUUAUACCCUUUAGUACUAUAUUUUGGAAUCUAGAGAAAACAUCUCUUGUUGGUAUUCAAGAGGCUUAAACAUGGGGUUUUUUUGUUUAGAAAGGAUAUGUGAAGUUUCCCAGUCGAAGAUCCUUUUUCGUACAGUUGCCCCCCUAGUUAUUACAAGAUUCAUAAACUGCGUGCCUAGAAAACUCUUUGUUGGUGGCGUACGGUGGACAAGCAACGUAUUAGAUUUCUCGUUAGAUCUGACUGUGCGGAAAAAAAUCUCAAGUGCCUAAGAAACUAAAUUUCUUUCUUUUUCACUUUUUCAACAGAUGUUUUGUGUGUAUGUUUUGCGUGCGGUCUAUUCAUACAGGAACUCAUGGAGCUCUGGCUGCAAGGCCGCUUAAAUUACUUCUCAAAGUGGUGGAAUGUUAUAGACCUAGUAAUGGCCUCAGCAUUUCUGAUUUCCUACAUAGUAUGGGGGAGCGCGUGGUUGACAUACAGAGGGUGGAGGCCAGAAAGCCCAUCAUUUAUUCUUUCUGCUCUCAUUUAUGCCAUUGCCUGCGUCGUAGCCUUUUUCCACUUGGGACGCUUUUUCCAAGUCAGUUCAACGCUGGGUCCCAUGCAGUUGUGCUUAUUCAACAUGCUGAAAGAUGUUAUCAAGUUCCUCGCCAUCAUCUUCGUGCUCUUCUUUGCAUUUUCCACUGGGCUGACUAAGAUCUAUUCGUAUUACAUCCAAUCUGAGAAGGAACUACAAAAACAGGACAAGGAGAAUAUUACAAUUCAUUACAAUACGACGCAUCCAUAUGCCAAGUAAGGACUAAAUCUCACUUGCCUGGACUUUAAUGAUUACUUAUGAAAAUCAAACAUAACUCAUACAAACGUACAGUCAUAUCGACAGUUUUCACUCAAUACCUCCAACAUUCUUUACACCAACGAGACACACGCACCAUUGCCGUUUCACAUGCGCAAAGUUCAGUCCUUUCAAGGGCGUCAUAAUUUAGAGAGGUGAUGGUAAAACCUGAUUGGUAGAUCCCAUAUGUUAGAGUUCGCGGAGGUGAUGAAAUAGUUCAAUCGCUACAAUCUAGUAAGGAGAUUGGUGAUUGAAAAUAUAAAUGCCUAUGAUUGGGUGAACUAAUGUUUGUCGAUCGAAAUAUGAUUGAAGGGCAAUGUAAAUCCCAGCGAUCGACCAAGUCGAUCACCAUGCAUUCGCGAAACUCACUUGAGAAUAUUAUGUCUCACCAAAUUCUUAGCUAAAUGCUCCUACUUUAGUAUUCACUGUUUCGAGGAAACUUACACGUCAUUUCUUUUAAGCUUGCCUUAGGAACUGAUCUCUAAGUUUCCAAAAAAAGGUUUUUUAUAAAACCAAUAAAUUAUUUUCAUUGGCAAAAGUUUGAUAACGUUCGUAUCAAAAAGUCCAUAUUUUAGAUUCUGAUAGAGGUCGUGAUUUGAAUAAGUUCGAUAGAACUAUAUUUUUAAAUACCAUUUUCUGUAAAUACUACGAAUUAUAAAAAAAUACUCCAUACCCCAACAAGAGUUGCUCCAAACCUUGAACACUAACCAUCAGCCUGGGUUAUGUCUAACAAGAAGUUCCUUUUAUUUUCAUCCCUUUCAGCCACAUUACCGCUCUCUACAAUAUGUUUUGGUGGUUGUUCGCUGAUGUGAACGAAGACCGAAAGGGUGUCGAUGAUCAUCGCUUCCGCUACAUACCCAUUUAUGUCAGCAUUCUUAUGAUCGUGUUUAUGAUACUUGCCGUCAUUGUGGCACUAAAUAUGCUGAUCUCAAUGAUGAGCUACUCUUUUGAAAAUAUCAUGGUAAGUUAUUUCAGCGGAUCUAGGAGACAAUCAGGAAAAAAGCAUUGCUUUUGUUUUGGGACCGGUGUUCUUAUCGCCUGGGGAUCACAUGGUUUUCGGGAGGAACGAAGGGGGGAGCAGUCGUCAUCGACAAAGUAUCAAGGGGGGACCAAAGAAAAUUCACUUCCAAUUAGCUGUCAAUGAGCAGGGUGUGUGUGUGUGUGUGUGUGUGUGUGUGUGUGUGUGUGUGUGUGUGUGUGUGUGUGUGUGUGUGUGUGUGUGUGUGUGUGUGUGUGUGUGUGUGUGUGUGUGUGUGUGUGUGUGUGUGUGUGUGUGUGUGUGUGUGUGUGUGUGUGGGGGGGGGUUUAAAAAGGAGUAUUGCAGAGCCUGAUGGGAAGAUCAGGUAAAUUUCAUUGUGACAUAACUAAAAUCAUCCAGGCGAUAAAUUAUGGUCUGUCUCUUGUGUUUUAGCGUUUUUCGUUAGUUUGUUUGUUUUCGGUAAAGAAUUACACCGCCUUUCGUCCCCAGGACAUCUCCUUUUCAGGUAACGCUGAAAAUGACCCUAACCUGACAAAAAAUUAAAAUGUUUAUCUCAUUGAUCAAAAUAAAGCGAACCAUGACAAUGUAUUCAGAGAGAAAUAGAGGAUAACACAUGGGCGCGCGCAGAGAUGGAAUUUCUCUUCGAGUGUUUAACUCGAUAGCUCACGAGUAAGCGCAGCGAACAAGUGAGAUGUCGAGUUGAACACGAGAAGAGAACUUUUAUAUCUGCGCGCGCCCAUAUGUUAUUUUGUUUAUCAAAUAAACACAAUAGCCCUUUACUGACAAGGAAAGUCGACUUUACCAAUGAAUGAAAAUAAAAGGAUCGACAAUCUUCGAAUAAAAAUCGUAAAUUGCGUUGGUGCACUUAAGAUGAAAACAUGCGUUGAAUCACCACAAAAACAAACAAUGGGCCUCAUCUUCAAUACAAAAAAUUCUCAGUUUUAGAAUUGGCCCUUACCGACAGAAGAAAUCUUUCAGGUACACGGCCAAAAUCGACAUGUAGCAAAUCUUCUAGUUAUUGAUUUUCGUUCUCUGCUAUGAGGAGUGCCAUCACCAAAGCCACUGAAUACGUAACUUUCGGUUUUUCUUCUCGUAUUUUGGUUUUCUUCCCCUUCUAAAGAAAAGUUUGAACGUCACUGUCUGUAAGCGAUACGAAUUUUUCAGUGUUUUAACAGCCAUAAUCCGAAAAAAUCUCUGACAAACGAUCUCGGAUUGAGAAUGGUAAAGGCUUUGCCGUUCAUUCAUUAACCUGAUCGAGUAGCGCGAAAGGCGAGUGACGUGUCAGCAGCUGAUUGGCGAUGCCAAACACAGGUGAAAAGAUAUCGUAUUUUUUCACGUGUGUUGUUAAGGCUUUUCUCAGGGCUGGAAAUCCUUGUAUAACACCGUAGUUUAUAUGAUAAAGUGUGAUAUCGUUGGAAUGUUACGGGCGUGGGUCUUGGCGGUUGGUCCAAAAAGUAUUGAGGUAUAAGUCGUAAGCCCUGCACUUGAACAUUUUUUAUUUUUGGAGCUGGAUGUAUUUUCUUCCUAGUCAUUCACUUUAGCAUGAGCCAUCAACUGAUCGAAUUUCUGAACUUCAAUUUUCUAGAAAAAUGCAAUUACAGAAUGGAAGUUUUCAAGAACCCAAAUGUGGCUAGAAUGGAUUCACAAAGAGAAUGCUGUACCUGUGCCUACGAACCUUGUACUUGUACUUGCACUUGUACCUGUACUUGUACGUGUACUUGUAAGUGUACUUGUACUGUUUUUCUUCUGGCUUCCAUACAAGAUCAUCACAGCGGUAAAAUGUUCAUUAGGGAUCAAGCUAAAUAAUGAGUGGAAUUAAUGCUAAGUUUUAAUGUAUUUGUCAAAAUAUCCAAUGAACUGGUCAUUAUUUAUCGCCGGAAGGGGAGGGAGGGGUUAGCUCUAUAUAUUAUAUAAUAAUUCUUGUGACCUUCCCCCACCCUCAUUGACAGUUAAUUAGCUGUCAGUUUCCCCCCAUAAUACUCUGUUGGCGAGGACUGAUCCCCCUGCGUUCCCCAUUAAAACCAUAUGACUCCCCUAAACUCCUCCACUCUGCACCUGUAAGUUAAUGAUUAAAAAGAGAGUUUCUCAAUCACGUUUCCAGCCGCCAAUGUUUCUUUCACCAGAUAAUCCAGGUUAGAAAGAAAGAAAAAAAGAAAGUUAAGACAGAGAUCAACCGUCCUAAGGGGAACUCCACCGACGAGGUAAUAUGCUAAUAUCCUAUCGAUAAACACUUUUCAAAGAGAAGAGAUACAUGCAAUUCAUGAUCACCACUAUCUUGCGUUCUCUCUUUGAUCAUCGACAGUCCUUUCUGAUGCAGAUUUUUUUUUAAAUCUAACAGAGUGAACUUUUGGUGAAUUCUCAAGAACUGGUUAGUUGUACUUUGUCUGUGAUACUUCAGAGUACGUGAGAUUUUUCCUUAGGGUAAAAGGUGAAAAGAAUUUAAAUUUGUUCUAGUGGAACUUUUGCUUUACUAAGAAAAGAGAAUUUCUAAAAAAUAAAUUCAAUAGCACAGGAGCGCCUACUAUUCCCAUGACGUGUGAGUUUGGGUUGAAGUGUAGGAGAGGUAAUCUUUAUUCAUAAAUAUUUCAAAACUGGCGCGUUUAAAGUGUAAAAACAAAAACAAUUUAUUCAGGCGUAAGCUGCGCGUUUACUGAGUUAGGUAAAACCUUGAGAGUUUGAACAGAAACUCUCAUCUUUCGACCUCUCUAAACUGGGCGUGUGCUUCAUAUUUCAAUGAAAUCAUGUAGACACAUGAAGCAGCUAAUGGAUGGGGGGGGUGCUUUACUUAAGCUUUAUUCUAUUUGAAUAGAGAACAUCUCAUGAGGGGGCUGGAGAGAGACAGGGCAGUGACAGUGUACGGUCAGAUUCUAAGGUUCAACAGGUGAGCUACGAUAAUUUAAUUAAUAUCAUUUCUAAGGGAAAUAGUUUGGCAUCAGUUACUGUAUAUGCUGCAAGAAUAUUUGCAAGAACUCGCCACCUUCCGCAACCGAGGAUAUGAUAUUUUUAAGAGGAGUGAAACAUGAAAUUCAUUAUUAAGAUACAAUACAUCAAGUUUUGUAAACCAAAAACCCCAAGAACUAAGAGAACAAUUCAUCGAAACUGUUACUAAGAAGCCAAAAAAAUAGGACAACGUAGAUUGGAGGAUAAUAACCAUGUACAUAAACCCGUUUGCUGUUUUUAGAAAGAUAAGAUUUGCGUUUUCCCAGGUGCAGUAAAUCUAAUCGAUUUAUUUUAUGAUUCUUUUGCUUUAGAGCGACGAUGACCAUGAUAAAUCGUGUUGUUCUUUCUGUAUAUGCCUCGAGAAUAUUUGCAAGAAGUCGCCACCUUCCACAAACGAGGUAUGAUAUUUAAGAGGAGUGAAACAUGAAAUUCAUCAUUGAGAUGCGUCAAAUUUUGUGAAACAAAAACCCCAAGAACUAAGAGAACAAUUCAUCGAAACUGUUACUGAGAAGUCAAAAAAAUAAGACAACGUAGACGAGAAAUUUGAAAAGGAUAUACGCUACCAAAAUUGAAUGAGGCAGGCAGGAGGUGAGUUUGCAAAUACGAAUUUCAUUUUGUUUUUUCCAAACCCGUUGGUCACUCCUCUCACUCUCUCUUGCCCGUAGCACCGUUACGGUUCUUAAAAUGUUCAAGCCCGUCAGGUGCAUAUAAGACAGUUACCAGCAAAAGCAACACAAUCAUUGUUAGUUUCGAAACGCGUAACUUGUGUACUUUUCUGUUAGGUUUGUUCCGGUCUAUUAUUUCUUCGUUGGUUAACGAUUAUUACUUAAUAAGUUUUUUUUAUUUAAAUCAGUUUCAUUUAAGCACAUGUACCAGAUAUUAUAUUUCAUAUUUCAUCGCUAUAAGUUGCUGUCGACACCAUCAAUUUUGUCUGCUAUUCAUGUACGAUCCGCUAUUGGCGAUUUAUCUACAAUCAUUAGGAGCUAGACCAAAGUAAGUUUUUCUUUAUUUCAUAUUUAAGAUAUUUCCUUUUUUUUUUUGAUGCGUAUAUCGAUUUAUUUCUUUUUUGAUACGUAUAUCGAUUUACAUUUCUCAGGGAUAUUUUCUUAGUUUAGUUUCUGCUGUAUUUUCUUUUAGUUCGAACCACACACAAAUUCAGCUACAACGUUACCAUCGAUCAUAACUACGCUAUCUUUGAUCUCACUUCGCUCUCUUCAUCUGUGUUUUCACACCGAUCUCCUUAUUUAGUUUGUAAUUUUGAUUACGCACUUCAUUUGAUUAAACCGUGAUUUAUACUGUGCGUUCGGAUUGUCUUCUCCGCUACACUAGUAACCUUUGAAGGUUACAAUCAUAGAUUGAACAUUUGACUUGAAAUUGGUCAUAAACUUCUCAGAUUCUGAGUCUAUUUUAGACUUUUUCACGUACUGUUGCUCUUAGCUUUCAAGCAGGCGGUAUUCUGCCGGGAGUAGGAGUCACCAAGUCAGUAUCAAUCAAUUAUGAUGAAACAUUGGUAAUAUAUUGAGUAAUUAUAGACUGACUUUGAAGCAAAAAAAUUGAUUUUUAAUAGAAGUUCCCACUAUACAUUUUGAUCAUAGCUCAGUCUGAUGAUUAUAUGAGAAAGGGUUGAGAAUUAUCAAUUCGUAGUUCCAUUUUUUUAUCCCUAAGGUUGACAACCUCUCCGUCUAGAGCUGCCAUUCUGUCGUCUUACCACCUGAACCUUUUUCUCCUAAACAGGAACGCAAGAAGGUAAUGGCAAAUCUGGUCGUGAAGUAUCUGAUGGAACGUUACCCAGAGAAGUUCCCACUAUCCGAAAUAAUCAAAGCUCAGUCUGAUGAUUAUGGAAGUGGACAGAGAAGUGGACAGACUUAAUGCCCAAACCAUCAGGAAAAGCAUGAAAUACGCUGUUUUGAAAUAAUCUCUCCACUAACACAAUAUAAUAUUUCAUAGGCAAGUGUAAUAUUUUAUCCCCUGCUUGUCCAGAUCAAUCUUGUAGUGUAGUGUGCAUGCUGCCUAAGUCUCAGUCUAUCUUAAGCGACCAGGUGAACUUUCUUUCAUACUUUCCACAUAAACACUGUAGGAGAACUAUUAGGCCUUUUGCAACAGUUUGUCAAGUGACCUCUUCUUCGUAAAAGUAAUGAUUCAGCCAAUUUCAACAAACAAUUUUUCUAGAAUGAAUGAAUGAAUAAACUUCAAAUAUGUUAUCUUGUAUAGUUUAAGCAGAGGUUUCAAAGAGUUGGAAAAACUUGAAGGUUUUGCAAGUGCUGAAGACGAUUUGACCAUCCGUCACUCUCAUAUGAUUUUCAUACGAAUCUUCGUAUUAAUCUAUUUUUUCACACCGUUUGUUGCUUACAAGUCUGAAACUUUUUUAUCAAAUUUUUUACAUUCAUUUUCGUUUAGUCUGCCUCCUAUGAAUAUAAGAAUCUGCCUUAAAUUUCUUGAACUUGAUAAAAUAAAAUUUCAUUGGAGGGCAGAAUUUAUCGCUUUCACAGAAAUAGAUCGGGAGACAAAAAUAUAAGUUCUCAAAUAGUCAUAAUAUCUCAACCUGCCAUGGUACAACAUUUGCUAUCAGGAUGAAUGAAAUAUGGUCUUUUGAAUUCUUGAGUUCACACCAGUGACAAGGUUACCGAUUGCUGGUCACUCAACCAAUUUCUACAAAAGGCUUAUUCGUUUAUUUCACCGGCUUAAAGGGAUUGAAAUUUUUGUUUCUCUCUGAAUUUCUAGCUUAUUUAUUGAAGCUUCCCGGUAGCACGGCUAAAAUCAGAUCAAAUUCAGGGCGUCUCCCAGCCGUGUUUUCUGUCACCAUACCCCUAAUCUUACCUCAGACAUUCUCAAACUUUCGUUCCUAAGUUGCGGGAGUAGCUGGGUUAAAUGGUAAAAUCUAGUUAUCCCUAACAUCGAAAGCUUUCGAAUAUUAAGAAAGAAGUCACAUGGUAAAAGAUAAGUAUCACCAGCGAUUUAAUUUUUUGAUCACCUAGAUUAUUUCUAGCUGAAUAAAUAUUUACCAUUUUAUUCUAAUUUCUUUUCCGACAUCUAUGCGUUCCUACUGGAUAACAAUCACCAGGAUCACCAACUUAUUGUUAAUGCAGGUGUUACAUUUCAUAUUCUGAAUAUAGCAUCCC
This is a messenger RNA of Pocillopora meandrina, 10441 nucleotides long. The record is from the annotation of a GenBank genome assembly. NCBI's taxonomy places the organism in Eukaryota, Metazoa, Cnidaria, Anthozoa, Scleractinia, Pocilloporidae.